Molecule: messenger RNA, 2943 nt
Organism: Lolium rigidum
Lineage: Eukaryota; Viridiplantae; Streptophyta; Magnoliopsida; Poales; Poaceae
Product: pentatricopeptide repeat-containing protein At5g67570, chloroplastic
Exons: 9
Coding region: 30-2588 (852 amino acids)
Biological process (GO): chloroplast organization
Cellular component (GO): chloroplast
Molecular function (GO): protein binding
Source: RefSeq, a predicted model, not a curated record
CCUGCUCUGCAUUCCGCGCGUUCCCGGCCAUGGCUAUCGCCUCGCCCUCCCCUCGCUUCCACCUCUCCCUACACCUCCAAAACCCCAACCCAGCCCCCAACCGCAAGCCCCGCCCGGCGCCGACCACCGAGACCAUUCGCCGUCGCCUCCUCCGCAAGGGCGUAUCCGCGACGCCCAAGAUCCUCCACGCCCUCCGCAAGAAGGAGGCCCACAAGUCGCUCCGCCGCGCGAGGAAGGACAUCUCCACCGCCAACGCGCCGCCCAAGGAGCAGACGCUGGUGGAAGAAGAGGAGGCCAGCUUCCGCGCCGCCGCCGAGGAGUACCGCGCUCUGAUGGGGCGGCCCUGGGACGGUGCCCGCAGCGGUGCGGGCCCACCGCGCGUCGCCUCCGGCCAGGAGGGGCUCGAUGGCCUGCGGAAGAUGCUCGAGGGAAGGAGGGGUGGCGGAUUCCAGUGGCUUCUCGACGAAGACGUAGAAAAGGAGGAGGAUGCCAAGGGAAAACAGAGGCGUGUCGGCUCCGGCUGGAUUACAGAAGUAGGGGACGAGGAGAGGAAGAUUGAGCUGCUGCUGACUAGGCUCAGUGGAGUGGACCUAAGUUCGGGUGAUUGGAGGCUUACUAGAAUGAUGAAACAAGCUGACCUGAUAUAUAAUGAAGAUAAUCUACUGCAAAUUCUGAAAGGGCUUGAGGCACAAGGAAACUGGAGGCAGGCUAUUGCUGUAACUGAAUGGGUGUAUAAUGAGAACAGCUACAAGCAUCGACGAAGCAGGUUUGUGUAUACAAAGUUACUCUCAAUCCUUGGGAAAGCAUCGAUGGCAACUGAAGCACUUCGAGUUUUCACCAUGAUGCGGGGAGAUGCUCAAAUAUAUCCUGAUAUGGCUGCAUACCAUAGUAUCGCCGUUACACUUGGUCGAGCUGGCCUUCUCAGUGAGCUAAUUAAGAUAAUAGAUAAUAUGAGACAGAAGCCUUCAAAAAGGGUAAUGGCGAUGCGACGCAAAGAUUGGGAUCCUUUGUUGGAGCCUGAUGUUCUCGUUUAUAACUCGGUUCUAAAUGCAUGCGUACUAUCACAGCAGUGGAAAGGGGUAUUUUGGGUGUUUCAGAAAAUGCGAUUUAGUGGAUUGACGCCUACAGGUGCAACAUUUGGUUUGGCAAUGGAGGUUAUGCUUAAAGCCAAGAAAUAUGAGUUUGUCCAGAAGUUCUUUGAAAAGAUGCAGAGAAAAGGGGUUCCUCCAAGAGCGAUAACUUAUAAAGUGCUAGUAAGAGCCUUCUGGGAACAAGGGAAAGUAAAUGACGCAGUUGAAGCAGUUCAAGACAUGGAACAAAGAGGAGUUGUUGGAGCUGCAAGUGUGUACUAUGAAUUAGCUUGCUGUCUUUGCAAUAAAGGAAGGUGGAAAGAUGCUAUGCUACAGCUUGAGAAGUUGGAACAACUUCGCCUCACUAAGCCACUGGAGUUUGCAUUUACUGGCAUGAUCUUAGCCUCUUAUGAUGGUGGAUAUAUCUCUGAGUGUAUCUCGAUAUUUGAUUCAAUGAAGGACUACUGUACUCCAAAUAUUGGGACCAUAAAUGUCAUGCUAAAAGUGUAUGGGCGUUGUGAUCUGUUUGGGAAGGCAAAAGACUUGUUUGAGACCACCACAUAUAGCUUUUCUAGUUCGCAGCCACAUAUCCAGGAUCAUUCAUCUCUUAAAGCGGAUGCAUAUACAUACAGCUCUAUGCUUGAAGCAUCUGCAUCUGCCCAACAGUGGGAAUAUUUCGAAAAUGUUUAUAGGCAGAUGACUCUCACUCAUCACCAUCUUGAUCAAAGGAAAUAUUCAUGGUUGCUCAUCAAGGCAUCCAGAGCUGGAAAGCCCUAUUUGCUGGAGCAUGCGCUUGAUUCAAUACUUGAAAGAGGGGAAAUGCCUGAUGUGCAGCUGUUCACUGAAAAUAUUUGCCAGACUAUUGCUCAAAGUGACUACGGAAGGACACUGCAUCUCAUGAAUGUUAUGGCUGCGGCUUCAGUCAAUGUCACUGAACUGGAAUGGAGUGAUCUACUUCAGCAAAAUUUGCAUCGAUUCAGUGUGGAUGCGUUGAAAGACCUUAUAAUGCACCUUAGCGCCGGUGAAACCAUCAAAACAGAUCCUGUGCAUGGUUUUGUAAGAGCAUUGCAGUCCCAGUGUGCGACAACCUUGGUGAAAGAGAAAUUUUCUGUGGCUGAUUGUGGUGAUACUGAAGAACCUCAAGUAGAUAAAUGUUCAAAUAGCAAUCUGAUGGACUCAUCGGGCACGAAUAUAUUUCCUGAUGAGAAAGGUAGUAGUGAACUCUCUGAUUGCAGUACUAAUAUCCCUGAAUUAGAUGGCAAAACUGGCUUGGGUGGGGACAUUGUAUUAUGCGAUUCACAUUCUGAAAACAAAGAAAAUGAACAACACAAUCUUGGGCAUUGGGGCAAGCAAGUAUCUGCAAUUGACAGAGUACUUGAUUCCAUGAACUCAUAUGGUAAUAGCAGUUCAUAUGAAAAGAUGCCAGCAGCAUCAGAAAUUCUUGAGUUGUGGGAACAAGAGGGUUUGAAUGACAUAUUUGUUCCGAAAAAAGAAAGCAGAGCAACUAUGAGAGAGUAACUGAAGUGUUGGAGUAUUGUCUGAUGUUACCAGUGUAAUUCUCUGAAACUGGCCUGGUAAAUGAGGAAAUUAUGCAGUUCCAUAAGCUGGAGUCCCAUAGGCUCAUCGGAGAGUUCUAUAGAAGAGUAGGACUACUACUGUUCGGACGGUAGCUUUACUUAUUUGCACAGGUGUUGAUAAGGGCUGCCCCAGAGGUAAAUGCUAAACAUUUUGUAAUAUUUUAGUGACAAAACUGUGUAUUAGCUCAUAUAAGUUGAUCUAGAUCAUUACACCUAGAUAUAUUGAAGGCAUUUAUUCUUUGUAGGUACGGUAUAAAGAACUUUGUUUCAAACUAGCCCCAUCACAUGAAAAUUUA